Rubroshorea leprosula is the source of this 1174-nucleotide messenger RNA. The record is from the annotation of a GenBank genome assembly. Lineage: Eukaryota; Viridiplantae; Streptophyta; Magnoliopsida; Malvales; Dipterocarpaceae.
GGAGGUGGUGUUUUCGGUCGGAUGCAGAUGGAUAGGUACCAGAGGGUGGAGAAGCCCAAGGCGGAGACGCCGAUCAACGAGAACGAAAUUCGCAUCACAACUCAAGGCAGGAUUAGGAACUACAUCACUUAUGCUACCACUCUCCUUCAGGAGAGAGGCUCCAGUGAGAUUGUCCUUAAGGCAAUGGGCAGAGCCAUUAAUAAGACUGUGAUGGUCGCAGAGCUUAUUAAGAGAAGGAUUGUUGGUCUACAUCAGAAUACUUCAAUUGGAUCAACUGAUAUAACAGACACGUGGGAGCCACUUGAAGAAGGCCUUCUUCCUCUGGAGACUACUCGUCAUGUCUCAAUGAUCACAAUUACGUUGUCAAAGACGGAGCUGGACACAUCCUCCACAGGAUAUCAACCUCCUCUACCAGCCGAUCAAGUGAAACCAUUGAAUGAAUUUGAUUAUGAUGGAGAGGGAUCACCAAGUGCGAGAGGAAGGGGACGCGGUGGUCAAGGAAGGGGCAGGGGAAGAGGUAAUUAUGCCCCAAAUUAUGGUGGGGCAGGGGGCUACAAUGGGGAUGGUUGGGAGGGUGGGCGUGGUUUUGGUGGCAGAGGUCGUGGACGUGGAAGAGGUCGUUCUUUCCGGGGUCGGGGGCGAGGAUAUGGUGCAGGAGCAUACUAUGAUCAUGGGGAGUAUGAUGUACCCCCUGUCCAAGGUCGUGGGCGAGGGCGUAGCAGGGGAAGGGGCCGUGGGCGUGGUGGUAAUACCAGGUCAGAUGUGCCAGUCCAAGCAAGAGCUGCUUGAGCAGCAUAUCAGUGUCUUUGCGUGUUGAUUUGGGAUUGAAAAUGAUCUGUGGAUGCCUGCUCUGCUUGUGUCUUCGUGAAGUCAAUGCUAUUACAAUAGCAGUCUUUCAUUUGGAGUAGAAGUAGUUGCGGUUUUGCCUUUUUGUAGUUUUCUAGGAAUGUUUCUUCAGGGAUUCUGACAAGUUUUCUUAUAUACCCACCAAAAGAUGUACAAAAUUUCACAGUUCUUUUAUUUUAUAUAGGAAUAAUAGAGCAGUUCAUUCUUUGAUUCUUGACGUGAAUUAGAUCAUUCAUGCUAACAUGAGGAUUAGAUUUCUGUCCAAGUUCCCGCUUUGUCUUCGUUACCUUCUGGAAAAAUACCACUCUAGCGGAGAAGUAGAAUACUG